This is a messenger RNA of Penicillium macrosclerotiorum, 1068 nucleotides long. Its product is annotated as HNH endonuclease signature motif containing protein. The transcript is spliced from 2 exons. The record is from RefSeq and is a predicted model, not a curated record. NCBI's taxonomy places the organism in Eukaryota, Fungi, Ascomycota, Eurotiomycetes, Eurotiales, Aspergillaceae. The coding region runs from base 1 to 1068 and encodes 355 amino acids.
AUGUCGCUAUCCAUUCAAUCGGUGAUGGACCAACGGUUAAGCGAGUACACCCCGGAGCAAUGCGAAAACGGCAGCUCCAAUGACUCGAUCCGACUCUUUCUUCGCAGCUUUUUCUCUGUCCUGCCAAGCGAAGGCCAGAAAAAGCUGGCACAAGACGCUGUGGAUUGCGAAGAUGAUGGAGCCUUGCGACAGCUAGUAGACUCCAUCCGAACCGGCCUCAUCUACCCCCUGCGGGCAGCCGGCGGCAAGACUCCUGGCGAAGUCACCCCCUCGCCACGUGAAGGGGUGGAGGAUUCGAUCGAAGAUCUACGUAGUCUGAUCGUCUUGCCUAUCACUCGAGGGGUCCAGUCCCGACUCCGCGACCACUGUUUGGAGAGAGAUGGCAACCGGUGCACCAUCACUAGAGUAUAUAGUUUCACUCAUGACCCUCCCUCGGAUGUUAUGUCCGGAACGUUACAAGCCGCGCAUAUUAUCCCGUUCACGCUGGGUAGUUAUGACCAAGGGAACAGAGACGCCGAGUACCGCAACUCCGCCAUUUGGAUCAAUCUUCGGCGUUAUUUCCCUGUCUUACACGCCAUGUCGCAGGAUCGCCAGCUUAUCAACCACGAGAGCAACAUGCUCAUGUUGACUCUCGAGGCGCAUGCCCAGUUUGGGGCCUUUCGCAUAGUGUUGGAGGCAACAUCCGUGAUCCAUCAGUAUCAUGUGCACGCCUUUCCUAAUGCGGCCAGAACGCCAAUGAGAGAUGUUCCUGCGGACGGAUUAAUCCGCCUCCGAAACCAUACUGGUCGGUGGCCCCUCCCAAACCCCGAUCUCUUGCGCGUCCACGCCAGCAUCGGGCAUUUCUUGCAUAUGACUGGGAUGGCGGAGACCCUGGAUAAGAUGCUUAGUGAUUACGACGACUGCGGAGGUCUUGCUCCUAGUGGGAGUACCAAUGUGGGCGAGCUCCUCGCCCUACGUGGCCUGUCGAUAAUCACCCCGAACAGGCCCUACGCGCAAUCUGACGAGCCUUCAAAGGCUGACCCUGAAAGUAGUUCAAGACCCGAGAACUUGCGAGAGACUUCCCCCUGA